AAGGACGUGCUUCAUUCACUCCGGCUGCACAGGUUGUACGGGAAGGGGAGUGAGACCAGAAGAGAUAGAAUAUUAGCAGGAGAAAGGAAAGAGGACAGGAGGUAUACAACAAAAUUGUGUUCAGAUUAUUGUUUUUCCAAUAGAAAAGUGAGGUAGUGAAGGAGUGAGGCAGGAGACAAGUAUUCAGGCGUGGGACUACCCAGCAGCCUCCAAGGCGGUUAUAUUGAUCUUCAGCAGCGACCCCCUCCUCUCCACUGGGAGUCAGACCCCCCAGGAUCCAGAACCAUGGAGCCCUCUGUGUCGACCGAGGUCGAGGGGGAGACCAAGGAGAGGAAGAAGAUCCAAUUUGCUGUGCCGGCAUCUGUGGCCACCAACCUGGACCCUCGGCAAGUGGAGAUGAUCCGACGCAGGAGGCCAACACCAGCCACGCUGUUCAGAGUAGCCGACCAAACGUCUCCUGAGGACGAUCAGUCCACCCAUCAGGUAAAGUGGGUUGUCGGCGAGAACGGAGUGCUCAAACCAAAACGUGUCAAUCCAAACGUGUACCAGCCUCCAUCACUCAAAGCUGUGCAGAAGAUGGCGGAGGCACAUAUGCAGCACCUAGGUGUCCACCCGACUUUGGAAGACCCUUGUGAAGGGGAGGAGGAGGAGGACCACUGGCAGAGAGAGGAGGGAGAGGACACGUCUCCCACCAAAGCUGCUGAUCACCAAGAGACUGCGACCACCGGGCAAUCAGUCAGGUUUGCCAGCGUGAGAGAGACGGCCAGGCAGAUCCAAGCAGCACAGGAGGAAGAGGAGGACGAGGAGGACGAGGAGGAAGAAAGGGGCAAAAUCAAGGAAACGACACAGGAGAACAGCCGAGGGAGUAACUGAGAGAGAGAGGGAGAGAGAGAGGGGCAAACAUUUGCAGGGAAUUACUGGGAGGAGUGAAGGUGUUUUGUCAAAUGGUUAAAAUCUGAAGAGUGAGAUCUGAAUGAUAGAUCCGGGAAAUCAAACAUGAGCAAAGAUCUCUGUACUUCACCUCUAAAGAUUGAAAGGUACAGGUGGAUUAAAGAGAGGACAGAGAGGCAGUUUGUGUGUAAGAAGUCAGCCUUUAUGAGCAGGUGAGGAGUGAUCUACUGACAGAGCAGAAUACAGACGCCACCUUGGCCCUCAUGUCCCUUUGUUUAUAACCAGAGUGGAGGGGCCAACAAGGUCAACACGACCAAACAUCCUGUAAGACCAGUCCUCCCUUCCCCUCAAUGCUUCUGCACAGAGCUAAUGUUCCUUUAAACAGGGCCAUAAUUACCACAAUAGUCUCACUCACACAUGUAAACUCUCUUGGGCACAUUUUCAACAAAGACUCUCUCUGGUAUGACCCUUUCAAAAAUACUUGAAGGUCUUUAAAUGUGUGUGUUCCACUUUAUUUUCAUUUUUCUGAUUUGCAGCAUAUUCAUUGUUUUACCCUGAGAUUAAAUGUGCAUGCACUGCUAUCUUGUGGUGAAAGUAAGAACAGCAAGUUUAAAGUGAUACUCCAGCUAAUAUCUGCCUUGUAUUAAGUACUUAAAGUUAUAAUCCUUAAUAUUUUUCAUGGAGCGAAAUCCAGUUUUAAUGCUUGUUAUGGUCGUCAAUUCAGUUUGGUCAUUCAGUUCUAUACUGUAGUUCCUCUUUUUUAGUGGCGGGGUCAGCCAUUCCCAUGUGGGAGUCAAAAUGCCAACCUAAGCACAAGGGAUUUGCAGGAAGCAAUGUAGCAUUAAUUCAUUUAAUUUAAAAUUAUCUCAUGAUAUCAGCCCAACUCUUUAUUCUUCAGUUUCCUCACACUGUAUCAGAGCUGUGUUAAGUAACCACAUACUGAAAUCCUGUGGACCUCUUAACAGCUUGAAAGAUGGUUUGCAAAAGGGAUGUGGUCAACUUUCAACAAGUCCUCCAAGCCAUACAGCCAUAUAUCAGCAUAUGAGGGUUUUUUCCUUCCCUCCAAUAUGACAUGCAGGAGUGUUUCCUAAAUUUACACACCCUCAUACCUAGACAGUCACAGUUUUAAAAUAGGUUGUGAAAGGUCACAGUUGGUUGGGAUUAGACAUCAAAACUACUUGGUCAGGUCAGGAAAAAAUCCAAGGUUUUGGUUUAAAUAAAUAUGUUUGUAAGUUACAUAUGAGACACAAGUUACGUUGGUUAAAUAUCUUACAUGAUGUAAGUGAAAUAGGCUGCAUUAGUUAAUUUGCUUAUUUAAGUUAAAAUAUUCAGCAUUGACUUCACACGGGACACAAACAGCGGUCUCCUAGGUCAAAGGUCUCCUCUGUGUGCGGACUUUGCCGCUUUUAUACUACAUCACCUGACUUCCUGCUUUGCCACUUGAGGUUGCCCAAAUAAUAAACAAAAAUAUGGGUCUUAAUGUAUACUAACAAGUGACCUAUGGGGUCAUUUUUUUAAAAUUCAAACAAAUUUACUUCAUGUUUGUUACAAUAAUAGAAAUUUUCAUGGUCUAAAAAUGCCCACUUUCUCAUACCAUUUCUAUACAACCUGCUUUUAUUCUGCUUAGAAAUAUUCUCCAAUACGUCAAUCAAAAUUGAGUGAAUCUGUAAUAAAUGUUCUAAAAAUACAAAAAAAAUUAGGUGGAGUAUCACUUUAUGUAAGUUUCAGUGAUAAGCAACAAAUUGUUUUGUCUAUAGUUAUGUUAAAUCCAUGAGCAAAUGAGUGUCUGUGUGUUGGUAUUCCAUAGCACACUUUUCAUAUUUGAGUAUACUUAAAAAUGAAUCUUUAAAGGGCAAAGCUACCUCUAAUUUUAUUUUGAAUAACCCAACCUUCGCCUCCAUGCAUCACACGUUUAAGCUGGAUUCAUUGUGAACUGACGUCAUAUUAAGAAAUGAAGAAAAAUGUGAUUUAAAACCCAAUACAGUUGACUCAUUUGGGAUUCCUCAAUGCUCACAGAUUCCCUUUUGUAUGUUAACGCUUUUCUAUCUUCAUCUUUUUAAUUCUAUAUCUGUUGUAAGAGCUAUUUUUCUAAUCUAAUGUCCAGCCCAGAUCUGUCCUGUUUCUACUGUCUGUAUCCAACUCACAAGCCUGAAACCAGUCACUGCGGCUACUUUAUGGCUGAAAGGUAACUGCACUAGGUCUUUUUACCACAGAUAUUCACUUGGUUUCUCUUUUCUUGGAGUUAACAACAAUGUAUGAGUGUUUUAGUCAGUCUUUAUCUCAUGUAAUUUACAGUUUAAUUGAAAAUACAGGCUUUGAUGUAUAAGAAGGUUUCCAUUUGCAGCACAGGAUGAAUAAAUCUUGCUCUUUGUAUCAUCUGGGCUGUGGUUUGUAUAUAAAAACUGUGUGAAACUUUGACCUCUGACCUGCCCAAGUAGUGGGGCGACUGGACGAGGCUCCGCAGCCGACGCUGUCCUCCCUCCUCCGCUCUGUCCACCUCCCCUCUUCAUCCUGGGUAAGAAGAAGACAACCAUGGAAAGACAUGUAUGAACUCUUUAUGCUUAUUCUGUCUUUAUUUUUAUUUUAUUUUUUUCCAUUCUCUUGUUUCUCAAUGUGAUGUGGUUGUUAUAAAGUGAGCAACAAUAUGAUAUCAAAAUAAACAGUUUAUCCUUUUCUCCUUUAAAA
Centropristis striata (black sea bass) is the source of this 3576-nucleotide messenger RNA. RefSeq names its product protein phosphatase 1, regulatory (inhibitor) subunit 1B (gene ppp1r1b). NCBI's taxonomy places the organism in Eukaryota, Metazoa, Chordata, Actinopteri, Perciformes, Serranidae. The transcript is spliced from 5 exons. The record is from RefSeq and is a predicted model, not a curated record. Bases 286 to 873 code for a protein of 195 amino acids. Gene Ontology annotation, biological process: intracellular signal transduction. Gene Ontology annotation, molecular function: protein phosphatase inhibitor activity. Gene Ontology annotation, cellular component: cytoplasm.